Messenger RNA from Rhodamnia argentea, 1663 nucleotides. RefSeq names its product cyclin-D4-1-like. Bases 279 to 1394 code for a protein of 371 amino acids. The record is from RefSeq and is a predicted model, not a curated record. Gene Ontology annotation, biological process: mitotic cell cycle phase transition; regulation of cyclin-dependent protein serine/threonine kinase activity. Gene Ontology annotation, molecular function: cyclin-dependent protein serine/threonine kinase regulator activity. Gene Ontology annotation, cellular component: cytoplasm; cyclin-dependent protein kinase holoenzyme complex; nucleus. Lineage: Eukaryota; Viridiplantae; Streptophyta; Magnoliopsida; Myrtales; Myrtaceae. The transcript has 6 exons.
GAAGAAGCAGACAAAAAACAGAGAACCUCUAGAAAGGAAAGAAAAAGCCCAAAAAGAAAAAAUAAAGGGAAAGGGAAAACGCAACCUCACCUCAACUAAAGUAAAAGGAAGGGAGCUACAGCUAUAGCAGCUCUCUUUGUGCGGUUGUGCCCCCUUCCCCUUCCCCUGCCUCCACCUCACCCAGGAAACCCCACCAUGUCCGCCUCCACCACCUCCUCCUCCUCCUCCUCCGCGCCGCCUCCGCCGUGACCGCCAAUGCCAUCCCCCGCGCCGCCACAAUGCCGCCUCCUUCGCCCCACAACCACCACUCCGCCUCCUCCAGCCUCCGCUGCGGCGAGGACGUCUCGGAUGCUGACGCGAGGAUCUCCGCUCCCUCCCCGGACCCAUCCUCCUCCUCACCGCCCUCUCCCUACCAUUCUCAUCUACCCUCCGACGACGCUGCCGUCGUCGGCCUCAUCGACUCGGAGACCCACCACAUGCCCCGCCGCGACUACCUCCGGCGCUGCCGCGACCGCUCCAUCGACGUCACCGCUCGCCAAGAUUCCAUCAACUGGAUCUUGAGGGUGCAUGCACACUAUCGCUUCCGACCAAUCACCGCCUUCCUCUCCGUCAACUACUUGGACCGUUUCCUCUCCUUCCAUUCUCUCCCCAGGGAGGCAAAUGGGUGGGCGUUUCAGCUGCUAUCGGUGGCGUGCUUGUCGCUGGCGGCGAAAAUGGAGGAACCGGACGUGCCGUUGCUGCUGGACCUCCAAGUGUUCGACCCGAAGUUCGUGUUCGAGCCCAGGACGGUGCAGAGGAUGGAGCUCUGGGUCAUGUCCAAUCUCAAUUGGAGACUCCGCUCCGUCACUCCUUUCGAUUUCCUCCACUCUUUCGUUCCCAAACUACCUUCGCUUUCUUGUCCUCCUUCGUUGCGUCGGGUGUUGUCGGCUUCGUCGGAUCUCAUCGUCAGCACCACCCGGGGGUUUUGUUCCCCUGCUUUGUAUCGUAUCCGGUGUGUCAUUGCAGUGAUCGACUUCUUGGGUUUCACGCCGUCGACGAUAGCGGCGGCCGCCGUGCUCUGCGCCGCCGGCGAGGGCGGCGACGAGCCUCCGGUUUUUCACAGCAGUUUGGACAGGGAGAUGGUGAGAAGCUGUCGCCAACUAAUGGAGGAGUACCUGGUCGACACGUGUCCCUCUGCCACGGUCAAAGUUGCGGAGCCCGAGCCGCCUGCCGCGCCGCCCAGCCCAGUGGGAGUCCUCGACGCGGCUGCUUGCAAGAGCUGCGACACGCGCUCCGACAACAACCCCAGCGCCACCACCAGCCAAGCCGAGCCGCCGCCGCCGCCGCCUCUUCCGCCGCCGAACAAGCGGCUUCGAUUCUCUGCCCCAGAAUCAUCAGAUGUACAGGAACACUAGAUAUAAUGACCACUGCCAGCCAGCACCAGUAGCACCACAACCCCUUCCCCCUCUCUCUCUCUCUAAUAUCAAAAUUUUUUCUUUUUGCCAGGGAGAAAUCGCGAAUUCUUAAUAAAUUCUUUUUCCUUUUCAGUAAUUUGAUUUUCUCAUCAUUAAGGGAUUUAAAAUAGACAGGUAUUCAAGGCCUGGAGGGGGGAGGGGGAAUUGUAGGAAGGAACAGAGAAUUUUGUCGGCAACAUUGACAUUUAUUGUUUUCCAUCAUUGUCACU